This is a messenger RNA of Toxoplasma gondii ME49, 5145 nucleotides long. RefSeq names its product mannosyl-oligosaccharide glucosidase. Gene Ontology annotation, cellular component: endoplasmic reticulum membrane. Gene Ontology annotation, biological process: oligosaccharide metabolic process; protein N-linked glycosylation. The coding region runs from base 542 to 4696 and encodes 1384 amino acids. Lineage: Eukaryota; Apicomplexa; Conoidasida; Eucoccidiorida; Sarcocystidae. Gene Ontology annotation, molecular function: chitin binding; Glc3Man9GlcNAc2 oligosaccharide glucosidase activity. The record is from RefSeq and is a predicted model, not a curated record. The transcript has 4 exons.
CUUCUUGUUUCCCCUCUGGACCCUCCCCCGCGAAGAAACCUCUUGCGGAGCUUGUGGCUAGUCGACCGGCAGGCGAGCGGCGCCGUCUUGCCGUCCUCUGCAUCUCUCCACGAGCUUUCCUUCCUUCCACCGUCCACUUGUUGCUGUUUCCUCUCCUCUUUCUCUUCUCUCCUGUCUGGCACAAGUCGACGCAUGUGGACUUGUCAGCGGCGCAUGCACCAUCCUAGUGGCGCCCUCUCCGCUCUCUGUCUGCUGUUUCCUGUCCGCUCCUCUCGCUUCCGGCCGUCGGUUUGUUGACUCUUGACUCUCGUCCGCUGAGGCAUGAAUGCGGCAUCGCACACAGUUGACCGAGGCAGCCGAGGUGCAGACGAGCGAACCUUGGAAGGAUCGCGUCGCCUGACAGUCUGUCCGAGCCCAGCGCGCUGCGAGGCCAGGAGAGCGGAACACAGCGAGAGAGACAACCAGUUCUUCACCGCCUUGCUCCGUUCCUCGAAAGCUUUCCAGUUACUCUUUCAAAGAGAUCUUCUCCCUCGCGGCCGCGAUGCGUCGUCUCUCGCUGCGCUUCUCUGCGCGCUGCUCAGGUGUGCUCGAGACGCGCUCUGCUCUCCUCUCCCGUCUCGCCUUCUCUCUCGCCGUCUCUCUCGCCUGCUCUCUCGCGCUCUGUCUCGCGCUCGGGUCUUCCUGGCGCCCUCUGACUCACAACUCCUCUUCAUUCCUUCUCCCCUUCUGUGCGGCCUCUCCACACCCUUCGCCAUCUUCUCCUCCUUCCUCUUCUUCUCCCUCUUCUCCUCCCUCUUCUUCUCCCUCUUCUCCUCCCUCUUCUUCUCCCUUUCCGGAGGCCUUUGAGCGAGCGACGCAGUGGGGGGUGUACCGACCAUCUGCGUUUUUCGCGCUGCGUUCCGCUUCGCAUGCAGGCAGCUUCCUCUCCGGUCUCGCCUGGGGCGGCGAGGGUCUGGCGUCUCCCUCGGCGCUGGCUGCGGCGCUUCGUGGCGACUCCCCAGCGCGGUCCACGUCGUCUUCUCCUCCAGGCCUCGACUCCUUGGAGAGAGAGCGAGCGCGACGCGCGAGCGAGCGCGUCUUCCACUUCAUCAACGAGCAGGACGUUCUGGACUCUCGAGCCUGCGAGAAGAAGGACGGCGCGUCUGGCGAGGUCGCAGAUCGGUCCGAGACGCCCGCUAAGGAGUGCAGGCAGGGAGUCCAGGUCCGGUAUCGAGAGCACGACGGGAUCUUCUACGGCAGACAGGAGAUCCAGCACAGACGGCCUGUGCUCUCUUCGCACCUGGGCGGAAGUGGAAAGGGGGACCUGGAAGACUUGAAGAUCAAAACCACCUUCGUGAAACAUCCCGAGUACCCGGACAAAGUCUUCUCGUUUCGGCUCGCGGCUUCCGUCGAGAGAGGCGAAAAAGCCGAGGCGGCCCGAGCCACCGUCGCCUCGCUCUUCGUCUACUUCGCCUCCGAAGACGAAGACUUUGCGGUGUCUGUACACCCGGAGACGAGGCGCGAGAGCCAGACCCGGAGACGCCUGUACGUUCUCGGCCGGGGAGACGACGUCGCCGGGGACCUCUUGGCCGUUGUCGAGACAAAACGCGCAACUCGCAAAGAGAGGACAGCUCACGGGAAGCGCGCGAAGAAGCUCGAGGAGAAAGACAAAGAAAACGACAGAGAAAGAGACAGAGAAAACGACGGAGACGGCGAAGGGGAACCUGGGGAACUGGGUGUCUUUUUUGGGAGCUCGUUUCUGCCUUCUGCAGCGACAGAGUCAUGGGACGCGGGCGCUCACGUCGAGCGCCUGCUCAGAAAAACGCCGCCACUCGCCCAGGACGAAGAAGCGCUUCGCCGCCUUCCCAACGAGGAGGCGCAAGACGCGAACUUCCUCGCGAUUCAGGUCCUCGGAUCCGUUCCGGUGCAACCUCCCAAAGAACGCGAAAGCGAAGAAGAUGAGAGAGAAGAAGACGUUGCGGAGGAAGACUCUCUCGUGGUUGACGUUCACAUUUUCACUGGAGGAAUUCUCGAGAAGAAAGAAUCGCUGGACGCCUCUCCGGUCCAGUCUCUCCAGAGAGAAAACGUCUGCGGCUUCGACUGUUUGUAUUCUCUAUCUACCAAAGAAAUCGACGAAAAAAUACACAGAUUCCUCUACACGCCUCCUCUUCUUUCUCCCUCUACUUCUCCGUUGUCCUCUCCUUUGAGCGAUCAUUUGUCUUUUCUGGCGCGACUGUAUUCGCAGCUCUUCCGCUUGCACCUGUCGUCAACUUUCCCUGGACAAGCGCCGCGCGCGCUGCGAUCCGCGAUGAUUUCCAAUCUCCUGGGAGGCCGAGGCUUCUUUUCUGGAAAACUCCCUGUCUCUCCCGCCACGACGAACAAGGAGACAGAAGACGACAAAGAGGCAGAAGAUGAUAAAGAGACAGACGACGACAAAGAGACAGGAGAGACAGCGGGGCGAGAAGCAAAGUUCCAAGGAAAAGAAGCUAGCAGCUGGCUGGUUGGAGACGUCGCACUGUUUUCCUUUGUUCCGUCGAGAAUGAAGUUCCCGCGGCCAUUCCUCUGGGAUGAAGGCAUGCAUGCGCUCGUUGCCCUUGAGUGGUUUCCCCUCCUCGCAGCGCAGAACAUUUUUUCUUGGAUGCAGCUUCUCAGAAUAACAGACCAAAUCUAUGCAGGCUGGCUUCCGAGGGAGGUCGCGUUGAACAGAGAGAUGGCUCUCGGCCUGCCUCAAGCGUUUCUGACGCAGUUCCCUGAGGCAGGGAAUCCUCCGACUUUCAUUUUCGCGCUCGAGAAGCUGGUGGAGGUUGCAGACGACGCGCGCGCAGCGCCUGCGCAUCCUCUCUUUCGCCUUCUCGCGCAAAACCGGCUCCCCUCAAGGGAUGAGGUCACAGCCAUUGCGGACCUCGUGCUGUCCAUGCCAACAAGUGGAGAACGCGAGAGUGGAGAAGCAGAGCAGAUGCCCGACGCGCGCGCGCCGGGGGGCCAGCCGCGAGUCCGGGAGCCUCGGUCGGAACGUUCCUCCUCUCUGACUUUUAAAUUGACUGCCUUAACAGACGGGAGUGGGUCGACUGCUGCUGCGCUUUCGGCCGCUCUGGCGAGAUGCGUCCAGGCUGUUGCCCCGCUCCUCGCGCUGUGGGUCGACUACUACGUACAAAUGCACACCACGCUCAUCCCGGACGCUCCAAAUACAUCUUCCUUCCCUCCUUCCUCUUCUCGCUCGUCUCCUUCUUCUCCCUCUCCUUCGUCUCUUCUUCCUUCUGCUUUGCACACGCUGUUGGACGCCCGCCGAUAUCCUCAGUGGCAUGCGUCGCCAGCGUCUGCGCCGGAGAAUUCCUUCAGCAGCGGCCUGGACGACUUUCCUCGUCCUCUCCAAGUCUACGAGAACGGCAAAGAGACGAAACCUCCCGCGGCACACCUCGACUUGCAUGCGUGGAUGUUGACGCUGCUGAGAGGCGCCGAACGCGUCUGCGAGUUUGCGGCGAGCCUCCCCGACGGAGGAACUGCGGAGACGAGAGAAACGAACGACGCUCCAGAGGCGCGCCGCAGUCAAGGAAAGGACAGAGCAAGCAUGUGCAGAGAAACGUAUGAACCUGCUCUCGCGGCGCUCAUCGUGAAGCUCCUUGGUGUCGAUACACCUCAGUCCGUCUUCUCAACUCUCCUCCACGACGCCUCGUGCUCCCAGUCUCCUUCUGCUUCCUCUGCGUCGUUCUCUGCCUCUUCCUCUUCCUCUUCCUGCAGUGGGAGAGCGCAGCGGCCUUCGGCGUCAAGUCUUUAUUUCCACCCUGCCGGCAUCCUCGUCGACUUCGCUACGAAACAGCCUCUCGUGAAAGCGAAGAGUGACGAUGAGGCUCAUCGUCUGGUCCCCGUUCCUGUCUGGCCCUGGCGAGACGACGGCAGGUGCGGGAAGGAGUUUCCGAUUUCGACCGGCCGGCCGGCUGUGUGCAAUCCGUUGUCGGAGAGUCCGUGUUGUUCCCCUGCGGGAUUCUGUGGAGCUUCGCCUGCCCACUGCUCCUGUAGCUCUUGCUUCCGAACGCCUGUUCUCACGAACCGGCGCUUCUGGGGAUACGAAGGAGUCGGCUCUGCGCCUUCCGCGUACGUAGGCAUUCCGUCGCUGCUUCCGCUCGCUCUUGGCCUUCUUCCUUGGCGCGCGGAGCUUCCUUUUCUCGCCGCUGCGCGGCCUCCAAAUCUACCGGAAGCAGAGCAACAGGCGCGGAAGCCAGCAGGGGGGAAGGUCGAGUCGCGAGGCGAACGCGAGGAAGAAGAAGAAGGAGAGAGGCGAGAGGUGGACAGCCUGCUUCUGCACAGAGUCGUGGAAGUGGGUGAGAACGAAGACCUUGGUUUGUCGAGUGCCUUCGGCCUCAGGAGUUUGCGGAGAGGAGAUGCACUGUACCACGCAGGAAGCGAUUACUGGCGAGGCGAUGUGUGGGUGCAUAUCAGCGCCCUCGUUUUGGGCGGCGUCAGGCGGUUCUAUCUGCAGAAACGCAGUGUCCAGCGCAAGCCGCGGCGCAAAGACAGCUCACAAGAGCGAGAGCUCGCGACGCUCCUCCAAACCUUCUACGACACCCUUCGAAAAAGAGUCCUUGUCACGGUCCAGAGAGAAUGGGAGAGAAGCGGACAAAUCUUCGAGAGAUACAGCGACCUCGACGGAACCGGCAAAGGUCCGUUCCCCUUCGCCGGAUGGACAGCCAUGUACCUUCUUCUCCUCACGGAAAAGUAGAUCAGACGAGAGCGGGAGACAGAGGGCGCUGCAGAGCAGCGAGAGCAGCUCAGAAAAGAAACAAACGAAACCCAGAGACCGACGCGUCUUCGCGGCUUCGUCGCGAAUCUGCUUCUUCGGUCUUCAAAGGAAAAAACAAGUCGAACUGACUCUGCGUUCUUCAAGCCUUGAGACAUCUCUGACGCAUGUGCAAGCGAACAGAUGCGUCGCUGUCUCGAGGGCUCUUUUCGAGGAAAACGCUCGAUUCUGUCUGAAAACAUCUGCCUCGCAUGCGUCGAUGUGCUGUCUCUGAAUCUCUGAACACCGGUGACCUGCCGACCUCCCCGAGCUGGAGGGGGGAAGAAGCGUCCUACUGAUCUUUGCUCGUGGACCGUGAACGCAAAACGGAAACAAUCGUUUUUGCCGUAAAAAAAAGAUGCAUGCAAUCCCUUUGGAUUCGCCGAUGCGAA